Rotaria sp. Silwood2 is the source of this 300-nucleotide messenger RNA. Lineage: Eukaryota; Metazoa; Rotifera; Eurotatoria; Philodinida; Philodinidae. The record is from the annotation of a GenBank genome assembly.
AUGGGUUGUACAAAUUCAACUAGAAAACAAGAAACAGAAGUUGGAGGGUAUAAACACGAGGAAAAUCGAUUUCAAAAUUUAUUCCAUGCAACAACUGAAUUCGAUUUAUCAGCAUCAGAUUCUGAAAAUGAACAUGUAAUUCUUUCAGUUAAAUCAAUGAAUCAGAAUAAUUAUAAUAAUAAAGAUAAGUUAACCCAAAAAAUUGAUAAAAUUUCAACUGGAUUGACGACAGUAAAUAAUGAUUCAUCAACAACGAGUAGUACAUUAAUUGGCAAUCGACUUAAUCAAACAUAUGUUUGA